AAUAAUAAUUGUUCCAAGACUUUUAGCCGAUUAAGUCAGAAAACUACAUAUGAGCAAAAAAUGUAAAGCUAGGAAAAUAUGGAGAUAAUUCAAUGGAAAUUAUUUUUAUUUUUUGGUAGCUUUUUGAUUAUGUAUUUGAUUAUUAUACGAGAUUUGUCGUUUAAAAAUAGUUACAAAACACCAAGUUAUUACCGUUUCUUUAACCGUGGUUUUAAUACUUCAUUCAACACAUAUGAAAACAUUGAUAAAUCAGGUUCACCAAUUCAAAGCCAAAGUUAUCUUAUAUUGACAUAUACAACUUUUUUUGGCGAUCCGUUUCCUAUACAACCUUCAUCUGAAUGCGGUUUCAACACUUCUAACUUCCAAAUAACAAAUAAUAAGGAACAAAUUAACAGUAGUAAUGUUGUGAUGUUUCACUCGCGCAAUAUGCCAUCCAUACAAGAGUUAGAACGCAUUAAUAAUUUGAGACGAAAAGACCAACUAUGGAUUUAUUUUACAAUGGAGUCUAUAUACAAUAAUCCAGGUGUUGAUAAUAUUGACAAGUACUUUAAUGCUUCCGCAACAUAUGGAGUCGAUACCGAUAUACCGUUCCCUUACAGAUAUCAUAAAAAACGCUUAGAAGUUGAUGAAAGCUAUAACAAAGAUCGUUUUUUAAACAAAACAAGAAUGGUUGCUUGGACUGUGAGUAAUUGUAACGGUGAUGCUAGAAACAAACUUGCAUUGAAGUUGAUAUCGUAUGGUGUCGAUAUUGAGGUUUCAGGAGGGUGCGCGGGAAGAUUUCCAAAGCGUUUUUCAUCAAAAUGUCGAGGAAGACCUUGUUAUGAGGACCUACGCGAUUUUAAGUUUUAUUUUUCUGCAGAGAAUUCAUUAUGCGAUGGUUAUAUCACAGAAAAGUACUGGAGUUCUGGAAUUGAUUUUGACGUAAUACCUAUAGUUCUAGGAGGGUCCAACUAUUCUGAUCCAAGAUUAGCAAUUCCAGGUUCUUAUAUUGACGCUAUGAGUUUUGAUUCUCCUAAAACCUUAGCUGAUUAUAUUUUAGACGUUAGUUCAAAUUCUACAAAAUACAACUCUUUCUUUGAGUGGAAAAAACAUUGGCAGUUAGAUAGCUCUAGUUUUUUUUGCAUGCUUUGUGAUAAAUUAAGAAAUGGUAUUAGUUUUCGAACAAAUCCUUUAUUAAAGACAAUGAAUAGAGAAAAAUGCACUCGACCACAAGAAAAGUUUAACAUUUGGAUCAAUCGAAACUAAAAAAAAAAAAUUAAUUAAGAUUAAACAAAAUACAUGAGUAAAUCUUGAUCUUCCCAGUGGGCACUCGUUGUCCGGAGUACAUCCGCUGGACGUCCCAUAGACGUCUAGCGGAUGUACACCGGACGACGGAGAUGUUGCAAUAUUUUUAAACAUGGGAUGUUACUGUAAGCUAUUAAAAAGUUUCAAUUAAGACUA
Hydra vulgaris (swiftwater hydra) is the source of this 1440-nucleotide messenger RNA. Its product is annotated as 3-galactosyl-N-acetylglucosaminide 4-alpha-L-fucosyltransferase FUT3. Gene Ontology annotation, cellular component: membrane. NCBI's taxonomy places the organism in Eukaryota, Metazoa, Cnidaria, Hydrozoa, Anthoathecata, Hydridae. Gene Ontology annotation, molecular function: alpha-(1->3)-fucosyltransferase activity. The record is from RefSeq and is a predicted model, not a curated record.